GUGAAAACAGUGCGCCCCCACUCCGGGGUGUGUGUAGGCUGUGUGUUGACAGAGGAAGGCGACAGAGGGGGGGAGGAAGGAGAGAGAGAGAGAGAGAGAGAGAGCUGUGUGAGUGUGGAGGAGGAAAGUGAGUGAGCCACUUCGGGAAAAGUCGCUCGCGGAGCUUUUAAUGUGGACGCACGCGCCAGAGUUCAAAGGAUAGAGCGCGAGAGGUAGAAAUGAGGACCGGGUCCACGUGCAGGUGGUGUGUGUUAUGGAGCACAGUGCUGAGCGCAGUGUGUGUGAGCGCCGUCGAAAAGGCCAACAAAACAGUGAUUGGUCGACGCCCCCGACAGAUAGAAGGGGUGGGGCUAGACGGUGUAUGGGGCCCAUGGAGUGAGUGGGCAGAGUGUUCUCAGAGCUGUGGAGUGGGCGUGAGUGAGAGGCGUAGACAAUGCAUACCACCGCCCCAAACCUGGAGUAGUGGACUGGGUUACCUGCCAUCAGGUGUAUCGAGCCACACCCCCUUACUUCCCCCCGACAUGCCUUAUUACCGCUCCUCAUAUCCUGGCAAUGACAGAAUUUAUCCGGCCAUUCAGAGUCCUGGACUACCUCUGUAUCGAGACACACCUGAAGGGGCAGGGCAAGAGCUGCCCAAUCAUGUGCCUCCUCUCUACCGCCCAGAUGUCGUACCGCCCAAUCAGCAGCCGAUUUCAAUUUAUCGUUCGCCGUCUUCUUCAUCCUUGCAUGUAUAUGGCCAGUCAGGGAGAGGAUCCAGACGGCCAGCCAGUGAGGGGGCUGGAAGAGGAGGAGCAGGUGGGAGUAGGAGGUCAAUCUCCACCAGUAGGGAUCCAGCGUCUGCGAGAAGACAAAUCCGUCCUGGUCAGUUCGGUUACGGCAGGGUUCCGUACUCGCUCCCACUUCACCGCCAAAACCGGCACACGCGAUACGCCCGUCUCCAUGGAAACGCCACCACCGAGUCACAGCAGGUCUCACACAGCAUUGUGGCUACGAAGGAAGUGGAGAGCCAACGUGAAGAGAACGAAGAACGAGCAGACACAAAGCCGAAGGCGAGACAGAGACCGAGAUCCAUCACUAGGCGUGCCCCUCCUCCAGCCUCUUCCCCCUUCUCUUCACCUCUCCACAGGCCACACCCACCUCCAGACACACCACUCUAUGCCCCGCCACCUUACAUUCCAUCUACUGUGGUUCUGGUUCAGCAAUACAGGUGCUCUGGGAAAGACACGGAGAUUCGGAAGUGCACUGUCGAGGCGUGUCCCGGUUCCCGGGUGGACCCUCGAGCCGAGCAGUGCGCCGUGUUCAACGAUAAAGAGUUCAUGGGCCGCAUUUACGACUGGGAGCCUUUUACUGAAGGCUCAGUGGAUCAACAGUGUGAAUUAACAUGCCGUCCAGUCGGCUAUCGUUUUUACGUUCGUCAUUCAGAGCGAGUGAGAGAUGGAACCCCGUGUGCUAAUAACACCCCCAAUGAUGUGUGUGUGGGAGGUCGAUGCCUGAGCGAGGGGUGUGAUGGCCUGCUGGGCUCGGAUGUUGUGCGUGAUCGGUGUGGCGUGUGUGGAGGGAGUGAUGGAUCGUGUGUUCGGGUGUCAGGAAGUUUCCAGAACAGCAGCGUUCCUCUGGGCUAUCACAAAAUUCUCGACAUUCCAGCCGGAGCGACAGCCAUCAACAUCACAGAACGCAGCGCCAGCCCCAACUACCUCGCAUUGCGUAGUGGUACUGGUCAAUCCAUAGUGAACGGUCGCUGGGCCGUGGAUCCUCCUGGUCAAUAUGAAGCAGGAGGAACAACAUUCGUGUAUACGCGGACUCGUGGAGAAACACUCACUGCCCCGGGACCCACACACUCCCUGCUGCAGCUCUAUAUUAUUUUCCACAAGGACAAUCCAGGUGUUGAUUACGAGUACUACAUACCUGUGAAGAAGGAUGCAGUGAGAGAGUGGAACAGAGGUAGCGCAUCUCUCCGAGAGACCAGUUCUGGAGUCAUGUUCGAAAACUCCACUCCUCCUCCCAUCUCCGCUCCCUCCUCAUCUGAUAGAUGGAGACUGGAGAGGCCCCGCCCUAACAAUUCUGGGCCCAACCGGAACGCUCGAAUCCCUCCAAGGACCGAUAUCCCAUUGGAUAAUCAGAGUCCGUUUGUGUGGAUGCUGGGUCCGCUCAGCGAGUGUUCUGCUUCCUGUGGCAAAGGUUUCCAGCACAGAGAGGUGUUGUGUGUGAACAGACACACUAAUGAAGAAGUGCAUGAAAGGAGGUGCGACUCGGCGUCUAAGCCCAUCGCAGAGGAGGAGCCGUGUAACGUCCAUCCCUGCCCACCAUACUGGGAGGCAGGAGCUUGGUCUGAAUGCAGUGUGUCGUGUGGGUGGGGUCUGCAGCACCGUCAGCUCCAGUGCAGGCAGAAUUUCUCCAGCCGCUCCACUCGGGUCCACCCUCAGCGCUGCUCCGGUCUCAUGCAGCCCAACACCACGCAGACCUGCCACACACACUCCUGUUCCCACUGGCAGAUCACCUCCAACUGGAGCGCCUGUUCAGUAGACUGCGGUGCAGGAAAAAGGACACGGAACGUCCGCUGCGUCAGUGACCACGGUGGUGUGGUGAGUGACGGAGAAUGUAACGCCAGGCUCCGCCCACAAGGAAGUGAAGACUGUCACAUGGGUCCCUGCGUCUCCAACUGGUACUUCACUGAGUGGACGAAUGCAUGCUCCGCCCCGUGCGGCCCAGGUGUGCAGAAACGUGACGUGGUGUGUGUGUCAAGUGGAGCUGCUAGCGAGUGUGUGAAGGAGAAACCGGCUGAUAUGAAAGCGUGUAACUCGGGCCCCUGCGUGGCACAAACACACUGGUUCGCUGGACCAUGGGGACAGUGCAGCGCGCCAUGUGGGAACGGAACCCAGCGCAGAGACGUGAUCUGUGUUCAGAAGCUGGGAAGUGAUUUCAGCGUGAUGCUGGCCAGCAAGUGUGCGCACCUGGAAAAACCUUCCCCCAUCCAGACGUGUGAAGUGGAACCAUGUAAACCACAGUGGUUCACCACCGAGUGGAGUGCGUGCUCCAAGUCGUGCGGUGAUGGAAUCCAGACUCGAGACGUUCGGUGUCUGACGCCGGAUAAACAGCCGAGCUUUGCCUGUGACUCCGCCCACAAACCACACCCUGAUCAGCCCUGUAACCCUGGCCCCUGCAGCCCCUCUCUAGAUGAGAGCUGUAAGGACCGACGCUCCAACUGUCUCAUGGUGGUCCAGGCUCGGCUCUGCGUUUACUCCUACUACAAGUCGGCCUGCUGCGCCUCCUGCACUCAGAGCGCUCAGAGAGCCAAACGCCACUGACCCCGCCCAGGGUCAAAGGUCAGAGACAGGGCAGCCGACUCUCCAGCCAAUCACAUCACGGGCUGACAUCCGUCUAAAUCGAGGAAGUGAAUUUAGACUGUGAAUUUCGACAGCUCUGUCGAGCAUGAUUAGCCCCGCCCACACACACAUCCACACCCCACGAGCUCUGUAGCGAAAAAUUCACUGCCCACAAUUUCAUUCCAGAUGGAGCCAACCACCUGAGACAUGUCUGUGAAGUGUAAAGUUUGCCUUGUUCAUUUUGCAGUGGAGCUUUUGAGGCUCAUAUCGCGAACGUAGAAUGUACGCUUUUCGCCACCAGUUUAGCUUUGUGCUCUAGGAGUGACUACGAUGAUGCCGUACUUCCAAAUUAAAUUAAAAUUUAAGUACAGAUGUCUUUCGAUGCAGUGCAUGAUGCUAAACUGGUAGUUGUUUCUUGUUCACCACAUGAGCAUCAUAACUCCAGUGCAAACAUGUUUCCGCUGAUCGACUACGUUUGGGGUAAAGCGUAAAUUGUGUGCAUUUCUUUUCUCACUGAAUUUUUUUUUUUGCUUUUUCUCAAAGUGAGAACUUUUUUAAAAUCCAGUAUAUGUCUGUUUUGUUUUAAAAGCACUAGAAUUUUCUGCCUUUCUAUGGCAACCUGAAUGCCAAACUAAACCUGCAGUGAUGAAGUUGCCUUGAAUAAAGAAAAAUGAGAUUUAUAUCCAUUUUACUCAUCAAGACUCAGUACACGUGAUAUUUGUGAUUUUGUUCACAUUCCUUUGCUUUAUGCGUAUAUAAAAUGCGCUUACACUCUAUCUAGUGCACUAGACAUCCAAUCACCAUGCAUGCAUACUUGCCAUCAUUGAAACAGUUCAUUAAGCUGACGUUACAAAUCCCUGCAGGCGUGCAUUGUGUAGAGUGUUAAAUCAUGCCUGCGACACCCGAUCGAUGGCACUUUACACACAGCUUCAAGUCAGCCAGGUUUGAUUCCACAUGUAUCGUGCGCUUGUACAGGAAGUAGGGAGCUCGAAAUCCCAAAAAUGUUUCAUAUUCAUCAUAUAGUGCACGAGAUAGGAUGCAGCCAUUUUCAUACCUUAGAAGUGCACCUAUUUAGGGAGCAAGGAGAUAAAAUGAAUAAGGGCGGUGCGACAUUUUACUUAUAUAUUCACACGCCCGCGUGCGCACUAUGUAGAGCGCCAUUACAUUUUUAAUCCUACGGUACUGUAUGUGGUGCACUUGUACAUGCAUUAGUGAGCUGUAUCAGUAACGGUUUUCUACUAGAAAUAUAGUGCACUAUGUAGGGAGUAUUAUUUCAUACCUGUGAAAAUAUACAACUGUAAAUUACCUAUGCAAAAUGUACCUAUGCAAAAAUGUAUUAAUGUCAAGCUAUAGAGAUCUUGCAUGUGACGUCACAGCCGAUCCAGAUUGUGACAGACGCCAUCUUGUCGGUCAAAUGCCAUAUUCCGCCUUCUACUUCUACUUCUGGUUCUACUUCUGCUUUUACUUCUACCUUUUCUUCUGGAAAACCCUACUAUAUACAAUUCUACUACAACGGCUGCAGCUACAAGCUCUCCCUACCUGUGCACGGUUUUUGUGUGUAUUUUUGCGUGUUGUUCGUCUGUACCGGACUUCAAUAUCCACUACAACCGUAUGGACUUACUGGACAUUGGUUUCCAGCAGAAAAUGACGGUUUGUAGCGAUUUCCAUCACAUGCACAACAUUCCGGACGAGAAAAAAAAAAAAACAUUCCGGACGAGAAAAAAAAAAAUUCCAGACGAGACCAGAUUGCGAGACCAGCGGGGUCUCCGUGGAUUGCUAUCGGAAGCAAAGCGAAGGAGGCGGCGCCGGGAGCCGAAGCAAAAGCGAGGCUGCAGGCAGAGCCGGCCUGUUGACUAAGCUCAGAAAACAGCUACUCAAAUCUCCACUGCCAAGCCUCUACCUCUCCAACGCCAGAUUCAUGUAAACAACACGGACUAUUUGGAAUUACCUUAUUCUAUAAUCGGCUGGUCAGUGCUAUACUCAAUACUUAAGUGACUUACCCAUCCAAUGAGGAUUAUUUUCUUGUUUACAAGAUGCCACAUCUGAGUCGCUGACAAAUCCUGAAUUUCUGUAAAGAAAACUGUCCAGAGAUUUAUAAGCACGCAGUGCUUCACCACUGAACAGCGAGGGAAAGUUGAUGAGGUAAUCAUACACGUCCGGGUAUUCCGCUGGCAGUUCAAAAUCCGGUCGUGAAAACUCCGUCCGGAAAGCCAUAAGGGUCACAAAUCUGUAGAUCGUUUAUUUUAGACAUAUAUCUAGUUAUCUGUUCAUUAGAAAAAUGAGCCGUGUAGUCCGUCGGUUGAAAUUGAUCCAUUCUGUACACGAGUGCAGCAGUAUUCAGCGGUGUUUUUGACCGACAAGAUGGCGGUUGUGUACUUUCCAGUCACGUGACUGCAAGAUCUCUAUAUAGCAUAAUUUAUCUGGUUACAAAACAGUGGGGCGGCACGGUGGUGUAGUGGUUAGCGCUGUCGCCUCACAGUAAGAAGGUCCUGGGUUCGAGCCCCGGGGCCGGCGAGGGCCUUUCUGUGCGGAGUUUGCAUGUUCUCCCCGUGUCCGCGUGGGUUUCCUCCGGGUGCUCCGGUUUCCCCCACAGUCCAAAGACAUGCAGGUUAGGUUAACUGGUGACUCUAAAUUGGCCGUAGGUGUGAAUGUGAGUGUGAAUGGUUGUCUGUGUCUAUGUGUCAGCCCUGUGAUGACCUGGCGACUUGUCCAGGGUGUACCCCGCCUUUCGCCCGUAGUCAGCUGGGAUGGGCUCCAGCUUGCCUGCGACCCUGUAGAAGGAUGAAGCGGCUAGAGAUAAUGUGUGUGUGUGUGUGUACAAAACAGUGGCACCCAGUGUAGAAUUUUAGAUCCGCCUUAAUAUAUUAGUGCACUUUAUAUGAAAUAAUAGCACCAACUUCCUGUGUAGUGCACCAAAUGUCAGCUAGGGCACUAUAGAUUGUGAUCAUUACUCCCUGUACAGUAUGAGUGCACUCCAUCGGAUAAAUAAUGACACGCUAUCAAGUGGACAACACAGAGAUUUUAGCUCUGCUGUCAUAUAUUCAUGCACUUUAUAGGAUAUAAAAUAAUUACACCCUAUAUAGUGCACUGUAUGUCCACGAGAGAACCAUUACUGAUUCAGAUCAUUUCUUCCUGUAUAAGUGCACUUCACAGGGUAUUUAAAUAGCAGUGUACUCGACCUAGUGCACUACAUGUCUAUAAUAGAUGCAUUUGGGAUUUUAUUUUUUAUUGUUCCAGCUAACUUGGUUUCUUUACAAUGGCUGAAUCCCAAAUAAAUCUAUACUGCUUGUAUUUUGUACGAUCAAGGGCGUAAAAGAACAGAGCAGUAAUCAUGCACUCACCCUACGUAAUCCAAGAAAGAAAAAUUUGGGAUUUCACCAGUGUGACACACUGCAAACCAAGGUACAGCCCUCGUGAACUGUGUGCUCAAAGCUUUGCCAUUCCUGUUUUAACACACACACACACACUGACUCUGUCUUCCUCUUGUAUGUGAGUCAACUUACUGUCUUUUUUUUAAUCGUAUGUCUGCACGUGCAUUUUUAUUUAUGUUAAAAUUCACAACUUGCUUUAAAUGCAUCCUUAAAUAUGAAGGUGUGUGUGAGAUUCAGAGCAGAAAUGAUUGCGACAGGUUUUCUAUGGCCAAUAAGAAAUGAGAGGGACGGGGUUUAAGGCGGCUUGUUUUUUUCUUUGGAUGUAUGUUUGUUUUUAAACUUGCCACAUUGCUUCCUUCAGUAGUGCUUUAAAGCGACAAGCCAAACGUGAUUUUGUGUGUGAGAGAGCGAGAGAUACAAAAAUGUGUUAAUGUACAUACUUGUGUGUCUGUGUAUAGUGCCAUAAUCAAGUAUUAGCAACUAGGAGCUGAAAUGUACUUUUAUAUAAAAAUAUAGAUAUAUAUUUAUCAAGAAAUAUUUACAUAAUUUAUUUUUAUUUCACAAAACGAAGCAUAUAGUAUUAUCUUCUGAGUUUUAUGAACAAAUUGUGAUUUGUAAAAUAAUCAUAUUUUGUCAUGAUAAUGAUGGAAAUGUCUGCUAAAUGCCAUGACAGUACUGCAGAAUAAAGAAAACUCCAAAG
Neoarius graeffei (lesser salmon catfish) is the source of this 7394-nucleotide messenger RNA. It is a transcript of the gene adamtsl4, whose product is annotated as ADAMTS-like 4. The coding region runs from base 219 to 3305 and encodes 1028 amino acids. The transcript has 17 exons. Gene Ontology annotation, molecular function: metalloendopeptidase activity. Lineage: Eukaryota; Metazoa; Chordata; Actinopteri; Siluriformes; Ariidae. Gene Ontology annotation, biological process: extracellular matrix organization. Gene Ontology annotation, cellular component: extracellular matrix. The record is from RefSeq and is a predicted model, not a curated record.